AUGGCACAGACAACAUCUGUUGGCGCCAGCCACAUGCAGUCCCCGUCAAAGCUGACAGGCAGGGCCUUCUACGAAAGUAUCGGCAGUCCUAAAUACAUCUUGGCUCCCAUGGUCGAUCGAUCAGAAUUCGCUUGGAGACUCCUCACUCGAUCCUACCUCGAUGAAGAGAGAUCAAAAUCCUUCCUAGCAUACUCACCUAUGCUACAUGCGAGAUUAUUUCGGGAAACUGCCAAAUUCCGCGACGAACACUUUAAGCCCACCAGAAAUAGUUUGGUCUCGAAAGAAAGAUCCUCGUCCUCGCCAUGGCUGGACGGCAACCCUAGAUUGGAUCGACCAUUGUUCGUGCAGUUUUGCGCAAACAAGCCCGAGGAUCUCCUAGAUGCAGCACAAUAUGUGGCCCCUUAUUGUGAUGCGGUCGAUUUGAAUCUGGGAUGUCCUCAGGGCAUCGCUAGAAAUGGUCACUACGGGGCGUUCCUGCAAGAAGAUUGGGACACCAUUUACAACAUGAUAAACAGGUUACAUAACGAAUUGGCAGUCCCCGUGACGGCCAAAAUGAGAAUACUGGACACCAAAGAGAAGACGCUGGAAUACGCCAAGAUGAUCCUCUCCGCAGGCGCCAGCAUCUUGACAGUGCACGGGAGACGGAGAGAACAAAAGGGGCACAAUACCGGCAUUGCGGACUGGCAAAUGAUUCGAUACCUUCGGGAACAGCUACCACCCGAAACGGUGAUUUUUGCGAACGGGAACAUCCUGAAUUCCAGCGACCUAGAAUCAUGUUUAGCUGCAACCGGGGCCGAUGGGGUCAUGAGUGCAGAGGGUAACAUGUGCGAUCCAACAAUCUUUGCCAACUUGCCAAAAGAGCACAACCCCCGAGAGUACUGGUACGGACCAGAUGGGAAAGGAGGAUAUCGCAUGGAUGCCGUCGUCCGAAGAUACCUCGACAUCAUACACCGAUAUGUUCUUGACACAGAACCGCCCAUGCGCAAGCCUCUUUAUGUCCCAGGUGACCCUGAAGACACGCCUCAAACAGAAGAAAUCUCCAAUGAUGACGUUCGGCCGACGAAAAGGCUAAAACGCCCUCCCAAGCAAAAGUACGAUCCGAAUAUCAGGCCAAUCCAAGGGCAUCUUUUCCAGCUCCUCCGGCCUCUGGUAUCCAGACACACUAACAUUCGAGACGUGUUGGCAACCACGCCUUGUGGGGACAUUGAGGGCUUCGAAAGAGUUCUUGCCAUGGUAGAAGCGGCCGUCAAGAAAGGUCUCGAUGAGCACGCCGCCUUGUCAGAGGUGGACUCCGAGCUUACGAAUGAAGCUGGCACAGAGGAGAUUGGUGAACACGACUUGACGCCUAAGCAAAAAACUACAAUGAAAUACCAAAGGCCUUGGUGGGUGUGUCAGCCCUAUAUUCGACCGUUGCCCGACGAGGCUGUGAAAGUUGGUGCGAUGCAACCGAGCAAGAAGGGUUCUUCCGAGAUGGGCCUCAAGGAGGCAGCUCGUAACCAAGACGAUACGACCAGGAAGACAGAUGUCUUUGGGGUGCAAGAUCAAUCCUUGCAUCACCACGCUUCAAAAGAAGGGCUCCCAAAGCCUACUCUAGUAUUCGGCUGA
Messenger RNA from Fonsecaea erecta, 1605 nucleotides. RefSeq lists its product as hypothetical. The record is from RefSeq and is a predicted model, not a curated record. Bases 1 to 1605 code for a protein of 534 amino acids. Gene Ontology annotation, biological process: tRNA processing. Gene Ontology annotation, molecular function: tRNA dihydrouridine synthase activity; flavin adenine dinucleotide binding. NCBI's taxonomy places the organism in Eukaryota, Fungi, Ascomycota, Eurotiomycetes, Chaetothyriales, Herpotrichiellaceae. The transcript is spliced from 2 exons.